AAGAAUCAGACCAAACACUGAUGAUGGCGGCUGUCGGUGAAAAUCACCAACAGGAGGAGAAACUACGUUUUUCUGUGGACAUCCCGUUCCCGUCUGCUCGUGAGGCGUCUGUCGCUCUGAAGUCUCUGUCACCAGAUGAAGAACCGCGGAGAGGCGGAAUCAGCAAACGGCUCACCGUGUGUGACAACAUACUGUGCGUAAGGUGGAGCGCAGCAGAAGCUCGGACUCUUCGUGUGUCCGUCAGUUCCUUUCUGGAUCAUCUGGCUCUUGUCAUGGAGACCAUGCAGAUCUUCAGCCCUGCUGUUCCACAGUAACACCUGUUCACUCGAGUUAUCCCGAAUUAACACUUCUUUUUCUCUGCUGGAGCUGGACACCUGGAACAGUCAGAGCUUGUCCUUGUAGGUCUUCCAGAAUGGAUGUUUGGGUGAGUGGGGUCUUCAGCGGCUAAGGAGCGGUUGACCUGCUGCCCUGGACUCUGGUUUGGUUUGUCGGUGAUGACUCCUGGUUUUGGUAAAUACUCUGUGUGCUGGAUUACAUUUAUUUCUAGUAAGAGUCUGACAGAUUUAUUUCCUUCUGUGCAGAUGAUCAGAGCAGCUGUACGUUUGUUGGUCGUGUUUCCUGAAAUAAAGGAGUGACUUCUUU
Messenger RNA from Thalassophryne amazonica, 642 nucleotides. RefSeq names its product EKC/KEOPS complex subunit LAGE3. The record is from RefSeq and is a predicted model, not a curated record. The transcript has 3 exons. Lineage: Eukaryota; Metazoa; Chordata; Actinopteri; Batrachoidiformes; Batrachoididae. The coding region runs from base 21 to 314 and encodes 97 amino acids. Gene Ontology annotation, cellular component: EKC/KEOPS complex.